Messenger RNA from Pelmatolapia mariae (spotted tilapia), 961 nucleotides. RefSeq names its product SPT4 homolog, DSIF elongation factor subunit (gene supt4h1). The record is from RefSeq and is a predicted model, not a curated record. Bases 95 to 448 code for a protein of 117 amino acids. Gene Ontology annotation, biological process: transcription elongation-coupled chromatin remodeling; regulation of transcription elongation by RNA polymerase II. The transcript is spliced from 5 exons. Lineage: Eukaryota; Metazoa; Chordata; Actinopteri; Cichliformes; Cichlidae. Gene Ontology annotation, cellular component: DSIF complex; nucleus. Gene Ontology annotation, molecular function: RNA polymerase II complex binding; zinc ion binding.
AUAAAGUGACGUAAUAUCUAGGCGACUAGAAAAUCAUCAUAAUAUUAGUCGGUGUGAUUGUUUAGUGUUUGUUUGAUUAUUUCGUCCGAACAUAAUGGCACUAGAAACAGUCCCCAAAGACCUGCGCCACCUGAGAGCCUGUCUGCUUUGUUCGUUAGUGAAGACCAUUGACCAGUUUGAAUAUGAUGGCUGUGACAACUGUGAGUCAUACCUCCAGAUGAAGGGGAACCGAGAGAUGGUGUAUGAAUGCACAAGUUCCUCCUUUGAUGGUGUGAUCGCCAUGAUGAGUCCUGAAGAUAGCUGGGUGGCUAAAUGGCAGAGAAUAGGCAACUUCAAGCCAGGUGUAUAUGCAGUUUCAGUGACUGGCAGACUACCUCCAGGCGUAGUGAGAGAGCUGAAAAGCAGAGGGGUGAUCUACAAAUCCAGAGACACGGCAGUAAAGACGUAAAUCCUGCUGAUUGUCCCCAGAGCUGGACCAUACUGCUUCACCAUGUCUGUGAUGUCUUGUGGAAAUGUUAAGUUUUUGGAGGGUUUUUAAAUUUGAAAAAAACAAAACAAAGAUUGCUGACACAUAAGAAAAGGUAGAUAUAUCUUAUUUGUUUGAAUAGUUUAUGUGAAAUAAAAACCUGUUUUAUAAAAAAGUGAGUGAGUGUCUUAAAAUAAAUGAAUACAUUGGAUUUAUAUGCACCUGCAAUCUGUGAAUUAACUAAGCUUUCAGUGUCCCCGAGCGAGUGAACAUGAUCAGUUAAUUUUUAAUGGGACUAAUCUGUCUACUGUGCAGAAGGGCACACAAUGUGUGGUUUCUGACUGAUGACCUUGAGCUGCGGUCCAAAAUGAUGAUGGUGGUGAGGUCUCUAAGAGGACUGUGGUUAGACUCAGAGUUCAUUCAACCUUUCUGGAACAGAUUGCUGAUAAAUGUUGACCAGAGAAUACAAAUAAACGCAUCCACAUUCAUGACUAA